CAGGACAUGUUCAGAGAAGGAUCCACGUUUCUCUACCAGGCUACUCGACAGCGAGUCUUCUUUAAAAAUGUCACCAUUCUCAUACCAUCCCACUGGACAACGCAACCGGAAUAUGGUUCUCCGGGUCGACUAACCUUUGACACGGCUGACGUCAUCAUUGCACAACCCAAUCCACUUUGGGCGCCUGAGCCAUACACUCAGCAGAUCCAAGGGUGCGGACAACCUGGUAGUUUCAUUCAUUUCACAGAGGACUUCAUUACUGAUGAUGAUGAUGUGACAGACACUUAUGGAGAAUUAGGUCGAAUCCUAGUACAUGAAUGGGGUCAUUAUCGUUGGGGGUUAUUCAACGAGUAUCCUGAUGAUGUAGGUGAUGCUGAUCACGUGACACAUUUCUACCAAUCAAUGGAAGGUAAUCAAAGCUGGAAGCCAGUUAUUUGCUCUCAGGAAUACCAAUGGUUUCCAAAAUUUACUGUUCAAGGGGACCCGCCACUUUUUAAAGAGUGCGUUGGGAAUCUAACGGACGGAUACCAAGCGGGAUGCCAAGUCCUCAUCCAAGGAGCGGGUCAAGCAAGUGGAUCUAUUAUGCACGGUCCACUAACAUAUUCAAACAUCGUUAAUUUUUGCGACGAUGAUUCUGAUGAUCCUGGCAACCUUCAUAACCGAGAAGCGCCUAAUAAACACAAUCGACUUUGUAACUCAAGAAGUGCAUGGGAAGUCAUGAGGGAACAUGACGAUUUCAAAGGUUUGUCAGAAUAUUUUAUACAAUUUUUUGUUCUUUUUCACAGGACAAAUUUUGGUCUCUUCAUUAAUAUUUGGUCUUAUACAAUUACUACUGCAGACAAUUCUCCCGCAUCGAACCUGAAUGUUGCCCAGAUUAAGCCCAGUUUUGACUUGGUACAAGCAGGCACCGGAGAUGAGUGCCGAGUUGUCCUUGUUUUGGACACUUCAGGAAGUAUGAGGACAUCCAAUCGAAUCGACAAAGUGAACAGUGCCGCCACUGCCUUCGUCAACCUCGUGGAUGACGGGAUAUGGAUUGGUAUAGUCACUUUCACCGGCUCCCCGACCACAGAACAUGCAUUGACACAGAUCAAUACUCAGGCUGAUAGAGACUCACUGCGUGAUAUUUUUCAACUUAUUGCCGAUGGAGGGACCUGCAUCGGGUGUGGACUUGAACGAGGUUUAGAAGUUUUAAUGGAUCACCCUUCUGGAAGUGCCGAUGGUGGAAUAAUCGUGCUGAUGACGGAUGGGCAGGAUAGUGGGAUACAAAAUCAUAUCAUCCGUCAAACGUUACAAGAUAUGGGUGUGAGGGUCAAUACAAUGGCUAUUGGAGAGGAUACAUAUGGUGAACUCAAUCUGAUUGCACAGGAAACAGGUGUCAAUGUGGAAAUCACACAACCAAAUAAUGCAACAAUAACGAGUGGCAACCAGCAGUACACUGUCGACACAACCAGAAAAGUCGUCACCGUGGCUGUCGACGGCCUAGCCAUGAGUGGCAAAUGGUUGUACUCCAUAGAGAAUGCGGUUACAGGAUCUCAGUCUGUGACUUUUUCUGUGUAUUCGAGGAUCAAUAUGCUAGAAGAGGAAGAGCCAAUCGUCGUCAAAUCAACCGUCGGUAAUUCAAUUAUGGAUCUAUCUUCAAAGCUUGAGCCCCUGGCUGCCUAUGCACAAAUUAGACAAGGUUCACGACCUGUCGUAAAUGCAGUUGUCCGUGCUGUCGUUGAAAAACCUGGUGGUUCUCCUGCAGAUAUCAUAGAGCUUCGAGACGAUGGUGCAGGAGCCGACAUAACGGCAAAUGAUGGCAUCUACUCUCGUUUCUUUACAAAUAUAAUUGGGACAGGGUUCUACGGCAUUCGUACCACCUAUGAGAACGAUGGUUCAGCAAUUAUUUUGACCAGGGCUCGAACAGGGAUAUCUAGGGUUCAAGCCGCCAUUAGAGUGACAGAUGAUGGGAUGAUAAUUUCUCCUGGAAAUAUUGGCUCAUACGAAGUACGGCUUCCUGGAGUCGAUUCAAACCAACCCUUGCAAGGGACGCCUGCACCAUCUUUUACCAGGAGUUCAUCGGCGGGUUCAACUACGAUUACAAACCUCCCUGCUGGAUUCACUCCAGGCCAGGACCUGUUCCCACCUAACAGAGUCCAAGACCUACGGGUGACAAUGACUCAUGUGGGGAAUCAAACUUUAGUCCUGUCUUGGAUAGCUCCAGGUGAUGAUCUAGACACAGGAACUGCUACGUCGUACGACAUCAGGAUGGGUAACUCCUCCAGGCAACUCCUGGAUGAUUUCACCAACACAACCCGAGUUAGUUCAUCCAGUAUCCUAAAGGGCAACUUAACAUCACCUAGUCCAUCCGGAUCAUUGGAAACCUUCGUCAUUAUGGUCCCUGACAUGCCCGAGUUGAACUCCUUCUCGUACAGCUUCGCCCUCCGCGCGACAGAUGAUGACGGAAAGACAAGCCAGGUAUCGAAUGUUGCCAUAGCAACGUUCAGACGUGUUGUACCCACUGCACCGCCUCCUGGUCCAUGCAUUGGCAUAACGUGUCUGAAUGGUGGAGAGUUAGAAGACUCCAAUUGCACCUGCUUAUGCUCAGAGGACUUCCAAGGAAAUCUCUGUCAACAUAACAAAUCCCAGUUGCGAAAUGGUGUUCAGAUUCACUUACAAGUUAACAUCACUCAGUGUGAGCAACUAUUGAAUCCCCUCAUUAGCGCUUCAAGUGAUCAACUAAAUGUUUAUUGUCUGAGCAAUUUAGCGACCUGCUGUCCUGGUGGAGGUGUAUUUGACAGACCUCAAGGCGAGUACGUGAGAGAAGAGGAUGUGAUGAUAGCAGAUGGUUAUCCAAUACUAGCUGACCAAUCGGACGGGUGCUAUGUGGUUCUUUAUGCCAUUCGGCCUAACGAACCAGAGCUUUGCAUGGGGAGUGGCUCAAGUAAGCGUCGGAAGAGAAGCAUUUUGGAAAUACAUCGCAAAAGGAGACAAUUGCCAGACCAAUUGGUUUACAUCCCUCAGAGCCUGCUCCUAGAUGCUCUUUCUUCUGGGGAGGUGGCUCUAGAGAUGGCUGUUGGUACAGACAUCGACAGUAUUACACUACCGCGAGUAGAAGGUGAUCCUCUGAUAGAACCAUCUACUGUUCCAGCCUAUCUGAUCGGUGUUAUAGUAGCCAUUGUGACGUUUUCUGUUAUUGUCAUCCUCUGCCUAUGCGUGUCUUGCGCGAGAAUGUCUGUCAGGAAUGACGCUUUAAAGGAAAGAGAUUUCAACCGAGACCGAGAGAGGAGCGAUGGACCAAGAUUCAUGCGCGAUGGUCCUCCUCCACCGAGGAACAUACCUUCGAUCAGCGAACGAACUCAUUUGCAAAUCAACCCUAGUCAACGACUUCGACAGCCUGGUCAUCGAUCACCACCACAAGGAGACGAUGAUAUGUAUGCUGUGGCGUCAUCCCCGAUGUCGAUAUACCAUCGCCCGGACGUCAGAGGGGACAUGCUCUAUUGAACCAUAGCGUAGUGAGAGAGAUAGUUGUGACAUGCGCAACUUAGCGUACGCGAAAUGGGUCAUGGGUUAAGUCAUGUUGCUCCACAUAGCUCCCUCCUACUUUUUUUAAAAUAAAGGCAUCGUUUAACAAUAUUAAAUC
Strongylocentrotus purpuratus (purple sea urchin) is the source of this 3622-nucleotide messenger RNA. RefSeq names its product calcium-activated chloride channel regulator 1-like. The record is from RefSeq and is a predicted model, not a curated record. Bases 7 to 3483 code for a protein of 1158 amino acids. The transcript has 18 exons. Lineage: Eukaryota; Metazoa; Echinodermata; Echinoidea; Camarodonta; Strongylocentrotidae.